Molecule: messenger RNA, 2409 nt
Organism: Colletotrichum destructivum
Lineage: Eukaryota; Fungi; Ascomycota; Sordariomycetes; Glomerellales; Glomerellaceae
Product: Putative tyrosinase copper-binding domain, di-copper centre-containing domain superfamily
Exons: 6
Coding region: 337-1548 (403 amino acids)
Molecular function (GO): oxidoreductase activity
Source: RefSeq, a predicted model, not a curated record
UUUCGUUGACUCGAUAUCGGAUGGAUCAUUUUGGGAAUCUCGUGCCUUGGUCACGGUCAAUACUAGACCCUUUGUCCCCACGAAGGCUUCGCGAGCCCUGUUUAUAAGCUCCUAGCCGCUUAUAAUGACCCUGGAAAAGGGCUCCAGCGGCAGUUCGUCGGCCUCGGAUGCCGUGGAUCGUCCGGACCUUUGAUCUCGCCCCCAGAUCGUAACUCAUAAAGCUGCCACCGUCGGCUGCUGCUCCCGGUGGGAUUCACCCUUCCCUUUCCCUGGUCUAGGAUCGUUCCCCGAAGAGCCUACCGUAGUUCAUCCGAUCAAGUGCGUCCCCCCGACGUCAUGGCACUACUCAAGCACUGCCUCUGGCUCCUACUGGCGGCCAACGCCGCGGUCACAUCGGCCAGGCCCGGCGGGUUCAACUUCACCCGCGAGGCCAUCGACAACGGCGAGGCGCUCGCCCAGCUCAACGUCAAGGCCCUCGAGGCCUCGCGCGCCUUGAGACGGAUCCUGGGCGCCAACGCCACCUGCUCGGACGACAAGCUUCGCGUCCGGAGGGAGUGGAGAACGCUGCCCGCGGAGGAGCGCAAGGCGUACAUCGCGGCGGUCCAGUGCCUCCAGUCCUCGCCCACCCUGCUAGACCCCGUCGAGCUGCCGGCCGCCAAGUCUCUGUACGAUGACUUCGUGCUGACGCAUCUCAACCAGACGGGCAGCAUCCACGUUACGGCCAACUUCCUGCUGUGGCACAGGUACUUCACGUACGUCCACGAGGAGACGCUGCGUAACACGUGCGGGUACACCGGAACGAUGCCCUACUGGGAAUGGGGCUACGACGUCGACGACCCGGCGGCCUCGCCCGUCUUCGACGGGUCCGAGACGUCCAUGGGCGGCAACGGCGCGCCCAUCGCGCGCGAGGAGGGCAUGCAUCUCCUCCAGCGCGUCUCCAACACGACGAUCAAGCUGCCGCCCGGCUCCGGCGGCGGGUGCGUCGAGACCGGGCCCUUCUCCGACAUGACGGUCCACGUCGGGCCGGUCUCGCUGCUGCAGUACGGCACGACGGCGACGUUCGGCGUCGACAGGCCGACCGACGACCACCCGCGGUGCCUGCGGCGCGACCUCAACCGGCACGUAGCGGCGCGCUACGCCUCGUUCCGCAACACGACGGAGCUGAUCCUGGACCACGACGGCAUCGAGUGGUUCCAGGCCGUCAUGCAGGGCGACGACCGGUACACGCCCGGUGUGGAGAUCGGCGUCCACGGAGGCGGGCACUACACGAUAGGAGGCGACCCCGGCUCCGACCCCUUCAUCUCGACGGGCGAGCCCGCCUUCUUCCUGCACCACGCGCAGGUCGACCGCGUCUACUGGAUCUGGCAGAUGCUCGACUUCGCCAACCGACAGGACAUCUUUGGCACCCUGACGCUGCAGAACAACCCCCCCAGCCGCAACGGCACCCUGGACGACAUCGUCGACGUUUCCCCCCUCGCCGAGCCGGUCAAGCUCCGGGACCUGAUGAGCACCGUCGGGGGAUCGCCGUUCUGCUACGUCUACGAGUAAUCAGACGUCGUCGUAUGUGGCGCGUGUGUGUGCGGCAACCACUCCGCCACGUUUUCCCCCUUCCCACUUUUCCCCUUCUUGUACAUAGUCCAGCCCUUGAUAGGUUCAUGUUCCGAAUAUUCCGUCUCUGCCUGUCCUUUCGCUGCUGUCACUUUUGCGCCCGAGUUCUGCGUCUUCUCAACACCACGUCAUGCUGUCAACGAGUCAGGACGACGUCUGACUCUGCAACCCUCCCCUCCCCGUGUCUGGUCUGGUGUGUCGUGUGUCGUGUGUGGUCUGUCCUUCAGCGCCGGCCAGCCGCACACUGCCACCAAAGCCAAUAGGGUCAACAUGGCGGGCGUAGCACGACGUCGGUCUGCCGCCGUGACACGGUCUGAUGUGACCCCAAAGGCGGCCGAAAGAACACCUAGUGUCAGUCUCGAGGAAGGGGGAAGCCCUUGCACCCGGGGAUGGCCGGUUCAUCUUAUAUGCACUGCCAUCCCAACAAAACGACCGAGACGACGAGAGGGAGGGGGAGAGAAAGAGAAAGCGAGAGAGUGCCACGUUGCGAUGAAACUCUAUUCGGCGGAUGACUCUCAUGCCGUUUGGGGGGGAGCACGACCCCAUACAGCUCCGUCCUGUACACCUUGUGUGGCUUAACAUACCGAGGGAGGUCGGACGAUGUGAUCUUCAACCAGGGGUCUCCCCAUCCUCGGAGAAUAAAGUUCGCCGUCUGGAACAGGAACCCGCGACAGGUCGCGUCGAAAGAAAGGGGGCCUGUGUGAAACCUCUGGAUAUCCCAGAGAAUCCAUCGACUUUUCUCAAACCCGCUGCUCACAGCUCAAACACGGCGCAAGAGGGACGGACGACAGCCUUCGAGUC